Triticum turgidum subsp. durum (durum wheat) is the source of this 966-nucleotide messenger RNA. The record is from the annotation of a GenBank genome assembly. NCBI's taxonomy places the organism in Eukaryota, Viridiplantae, Streptophyta, Magnoliopsida, Poales, Poaceae.
AUGCACAAGUUCAAGACCUUGGCCAAGGCCCUGACCGGCAAGACCGUCACCGCCGGGAGGAACUCUUCCGGGCGGAUCACUUCUUUUCACCGAGGGGGUGGAUCCAAGCGAUCGCUUAGGGACAUUGACCUCAAAAGGAACACCUGCUCCGUUGGCAUUGUGGAAAGGAUUGAGUACGACCCUAACCGCUCUUCUCGGAUCGCUCUUCUCCGAUGGAUCGAAGGGGUGCCUCAAAAGGAUGCAGCAUACAAGGCCGAGCGUGCGCCUGUCAAUUACAUCAUAGCCAGCCAUCAAAUGGAACCGGGCAGCAUGGUGGUGAACAGCGACUCCUCCAAACCUUCCACGACCGGCUCCUUGAUGCGGCCUGCCCACAAUGCUGAUUCCUUCCUUCGGUUCCAAGAGCUGUUCCGCAAGGCCAGCCAAGAAGACGAAGAGGAGGGCGCUGGUGAUCAAGCAGCAAAGGAUGCGGCGGUCACCACAGCAGCGCCGCUCAUGCCUGCCGACCUACUGGACCUCAAUUCCAAGGUGGGAAACUGCAUGCCGUUGUCUGACAUCCGCAUGGGCACAUGGGUGCACAGCAUCGAGCUGCGUCAUGGCCAGGGGGCGAAGCUCGUGCGGGCCGCCGGAGCCUACGCCAAGGUGGUGAAGGAGUCGGCCACGCAGUGCCUUGUGCGGCUGCCGUCGGGCGUCGAGAAGCUGAUAGAUUCGCGGUGCCGGGCCACCAUCGGCGUCGUCUCCAACGCCACCCAUGGCGCGCGGAAGCUGAGGAAGGCGGGGCAUAGCCGGUGGCUGGGCAGGCGCCCGGUCGUCCGUGGUGUCGCGAUGAACCCGGUGGACCAUCCCCAUGGAGGAGGCGAGGGGCGCACCAAGGGUGGCAGGCCCUCGGUGUCGCCCUGGGGGAAGCCCACCAAGGCUGGGUAUCGGACCGUGCCCAAGAAGCCAAAGGCUCAGCUGUCCCGUGAUUGA